Molecule: messenger RNA, 1041 nt
Organism: Ochlerotatus camptorhynchus
Lineage: Eukaryota; Metazoa; Arthropoda; Insecta; Diptera; Culicidae
Product: lipase member H-like
Exons: 2
Coding region: 1-1041 (346 amino acids)
Biological process (GO): lipid catabolic process
Molecular function (GO): lipase activity
Source: RefSeq, a predicted model, not a curated record
AUGUUUCGAACGGCUCUUUUAUCGAUCCUGACAGUGCUCACCGCUCUGGGUGGAGCCAACUGCGGUUUGUUAAAUAUCUUCAACAGCUCAUCAGAUUACACAUUAGCAAGUGCAUUGGAUAUCUCAUUCGCCAAGGCAAAAAACGACGUAGGAUUAUUGCUCAAGGGCGAAAUCACCACACCGAUCGAGGAGGAUGUCACGUUCUGGUGCGGCAAUAGGAAAUUGCCUGAGCUGAAUCAAACCUUUCUGGAUGACCCCGAUGUCCAACAGAAGAUUGACUUCACCAAACCGAUUAUGUUCAUCACACACGGAUGGUUGGAGAAUCAUGCUAUCAACUGGAUGCGACAGACGGCUGAGGAUACACUGAAAUUCAUCGAUACCAACGUUUGUAUUGUAGGAUGGGAUCAUCUGUCAAAGUACGUCUACUAUCAAGCGGCAAGAGAAAAUACACUGCUCGUAUCGGGAUACAUGACUCGAUUUAUCAACUUCCUGGAUAAGAAUGGAAUGUCUUUGGGUAAGGUAACCCUGGUAGGACACAGCUUGGGUGCACAGGUUUGUGGUCAAGUUGGUUACAACCUUGACGGAAGACUUGGAGAGAUCUACGGACUAGAUCCUGCGGGUCCACUGUAUACCUUUCCCUUAGAUCAUGGACUGCAAUACAGACUGGAUAAAACUGAUGCCCAGUACGUUCAGAUGAUUCUUACUUCCCGAUAUACACUGGGUGUAGGAAAAGGAGAUGGACACGAUAAUUUCUACCCCAACGGAGGAGAUGCCCCGCAACCGAAUUGUGUCAUUCCACUGACGAGCGAUGCUGAGAUGGUUGAUCAGAUAGUUUGCAGCCACUUGCAUUCAACUUCAUUGUUCCGACUGUCACUGGAUCCAGCCAUGGUUUACAAGGGAAGAAAGUGCUUUAAUUGGAUGUCUUACUUCCUAAAAUCAUGCGUCCUGAACCCAGCGAAUAUUAUCGGUAUCCACCAUAGCAAGAAGGUUGUUGGUGAUUUUUACCUGAAAACUUCAGCUGAUUCACCGUAUGUGGACUAA